UUGAAGAUUAUUCCGGUCGGCAAUGGCGAGGGGCGAAAUCGAAGGCUGUUGCGAGGGUAGAAGAGCGGUUAUGCCUAAUGCACCAAAUGAAAAUCGCGAUGAUAUAAACAGGCUUAAGGCGUUCAAUGACGUUCUGGCUCGACUCCGCCAGUUGAAUGUUGAACAGGUUAAACUCCCUGCUUUUGAAGAUCAACUAUGGCUUCAUUUCAAGCGUCUUCCUUCCAAAUAUUCAAUUGAUGUGAAUGUAGAAAGAUCAGAAGAUAUUAUUACUCAUCAGAGACUACUUCAUUUGGCUAAAGACUCAGCUAAUAGACCUGUAUUUGAAGUUCGCCUUGUUCAGGUUUCUCCAACCCAUGUCACACAAAAGACCAAUUCAAAUUGCCCUCAACCUCAAACGAAGGAAGAAGUUCGGUCUUGUUUAGACAUGCUGCGAAUCCAUCCACCACCUACCUUUGGCUCAUCAACUAAUCUUGAAGCCCUUGGAAUUGAAGCCAACUUUGACGGUGACAAUGAAGAUAAUGUUGUUCAUUCAAAUUCAAAGUUUUCCAGGCCAAUGCAUGAAAUCACUUUUUCUUCCAUGAACAAUCCAAAGCUUCUCUGCCAGUUGACUUCAUUACUUUCUGAAAUUGAACUCAACAUUCAAGAAGCCCAUGCCUUUUCAACCACUGAUGGAUUUUCCUUGGACGUAUUUGUUGUUGAUGGGUGGCCUCUCGAGGAAUCUGAGAAGCUUACUGAUGAAAUCAAGAAGAAAAUCAAGACUAAGGCGGAGUUAUCUUCUAAUCAACAACCAUUCUCUGCUGUAACCAAACACAAACCAAAAAGAUCUGAUCCUUUUUCUGGUCAUGUAGAGAUACCUACAGACAAAGAUGAUGUUUGGGAAAUCAAUGUAAAUUUGCUACAUUCUGAAAAUAAAGUUGCUUCAGGCUCAUUUGGGGACCUGUAUAAAGGAACAUAUUGCAGCCAAGAGGUAUCCAUAAAAGUUAUCAAGCCUGAGCUUUUGAGUCCAUCUAUGCUGGCAGAGUUUGCUCAUGAAGUCUUUAUAAUGAGGAAAAUCCGUCACAAGAAUGUUGUGCAAUUCAUAGGUGCAUGCACCCAACCUCCAAAUCUGUGCAUUGUAACCGAGUUCAUGUCCAAACGGAGUGUAUAUGACUAUCUACACAAGCAAAAUGGUGCAUUCACACUUCCUGCUUUACUAAGAGUUGCAAUUGAUGUUUCCAAAGGGAUGAACUACUUGCACCAAAACCAUAUAGUCCAUCGAAACCUUAAGACAGCCAAUAUACUGAUGAAUGAAAAUAACGUUAAAGUGUCUGACUUCGGAGUUGCUAGAGUUCUAGUUGAAUCUGGGGUGAUGACUGCGGAAACUGGAACAUACAGGUGGAUGGCUCCUGAGGUUAUCUUACACAAACCGUAUAGCCACAAGGCAGAUGUAUUCAGUUUUGGUAUUGUCUUAUGGGAGCUUCUAACUGGAGAACUUCCAUAUGCCGACCUUAAGCCAGUGAAAGCUGCAAAUGGUGUAAUCAAAGAGGGUCUUCGCCCUAAGAUCCCUGAGACUGCACAUCCGAAGCUUGUAGGGCUUAUUGAGAAAUGUUGGCAUCAAAAUGCAGAUAUGAGACCCGAUUUCUCUGAAAUCAUAUCUAUCUUGCAGCAAAUAGCCAAGGAGGUCGGAUGUGAAGGAGAGGAUCGACGAAAGGAUAGGUCGAUUAGUGCAUUUUUCUCAUUGCUUAAACGGGGCAAAAACCGCAAUUGAUUUAUUUUUUUAUGGGAGUAUAAAACUAACAAGUUUAUUAUAAUGUUAGAUGGAUGGAUAUUUCUAUAUAUUGGUGUACAGUGUAUGU
Molecule: messenger RNA, 1835 nt
Organism: Impatiens glandulifera
Lineage: Eukaryota; Viridiplantae; Streptophyta; Magnoliopsida; Ericales; Balsaminaceae
Product: serine/threonine-protein kinase STY8-like
Exons: 16
Coding region: 23-1747 (574 amino acids)
Biological process (GO): protein phosphorylation
Molecular function (GO): ATP binding; protein kinase activity
Source: RefSeq, a predicted model, not a curated record